Molecule: messenger RNA, 1806 nt
Organism: Monopterus albus (swamp eel)
Lineage: Eukaryota; Metazoa; Chordata; Actinopteri; Synbranchiformes; Synbranchidae
Gene: coq2
Product: coenzyme Q2 4-hydroxybenzoate polyprenyltransferase
Exons: 8
Coding region: 236-1396 (386 amino acids)
Biological process (GO): ubiquinone biosynthetic process
Cellular component (GO): mitochondrial inner membrane
Molecular function (GO): 4-hydroxybenzoate polyprenyltransferase activity
Source: RefSeq, a predicted model, not a curated record
GUGAGUUGAGUUGAGUGAGUGAGUUUGGAGUUCCGACUGACAUUGUUUCCUACGGAACGAUAUCGAAUGCACCAUAACAGGAAAUACAACAAAAACGCAGCGCGUAGUAUCAACAGUGUAUCUUAGUGUCCAGGGUAUUUUAAUAAUGAAUGUUUUCGCUACUGCAAACUACUGUGUGUUCAGGGGUGACAUAGUCUGAGUAAAAGAUACGCCAGUCUGACCUCAGAGAGACACCAUGCUCUCAGCCAAGAUGACCUGUCUCUUAACUAUGAACGCCCUGAGGAGGAUUUACCCUGGACCUUACCUCUACUCCCUGUCGAACUGCUUUCUUCACAAGGAAGGUGGAAGGACCAUACACAAUAUCCACUCAGAGACCAGGAUAUUGAGAAGAAUGUUGUACAGACAGAGUGCAAUCCACCCAUCAAUCAGACAAUGUAAAACACAGCACUAUGGGAGAAGAUCAUUGAGUUUGUCAGCUGCUACAGUUGUGAAUUCAGCACCAGCUCCUGUCAAGCCAUACCUGCAGUUGAUGAGGCUUGACAAACCUAUUGGGACAUGGCUACUGUAUCUUCCCUGUACAUGGAGUAUCGCUCUGGCUGCUGACCCAGGAUGCCUCCCAGAUCUGGGCAUGCUCGCUCUGUUUGGUAUGGGUGCUCUGCUGAUGAGAGGAGCGGGCUGCACCAUCAAUGACAUGUGGGAUAAGGACUUCGACAAAAAGGUGUCCAGGACGGCCAUUCGGCCCAUUGCCUCAGGGGAGAUUUCUCGAAUGCAGGCACUUGUCUUCUUGGGAGGGCAGCUCUCUCUUGCACUUGGGGUUCUCCUGUGUCUCAACUAUUACAGCAUUGCUUUGGGUGCGGCUUCACUGUCUCUUGUCAUCAGCUACCCGCUGAUGAAGAGGAUCACUUACUGGCCACAGUUUGUAUUGGGCCUCACAUUUAACUGGGGAGCGCUGCUCGGCUGGUCCGCUGUAAAGGGCUGCUGUGAUUGGUCUGUGUGCCUCCCGCUGUAUUUCUCAGGAGUGAUGUGGACAUUGAUAUACGACACAAUAUAUGCACAUCAGGACAAGGAGGAUGACGUCAAGGUAGGCAUCAGAUCUACUGCACUGAGGUUCCAGGAGCAAACCAAACCAUGGCUGAGUGGCUUCACAGCGGCCAUGAUGUCAGGACUAGUCGUAGCUGGUGUCACUGCUGAACAGACUCUCCCUUACUAUGCUGUACUGUCCAUAGCAGCCGUUCAUCUAACACGUCAGAUUUACACAUUGGACAUCAACAAACCAGAGGACUGCUGGAAGAAAUUUGUCUCAAAUAAGAACCUUGGACUGUUGUUAUUUUUAGGCAUUGUUGCUGGGAAUUUAUGGAAAGAAAGAAGAGAGACCUUGCUGCAAACUGAGGAAUGAUUCAGAUAGGGGAGAUAAUCAGUGCACAGUGCAUUUUAUAACAUUUUUGGUACAACAUAUAUGAUAUUAUUGCGCGAUAUCUUUAGGGAUUUUGAGUAUAUACAAAGCUCUGUGAGCGCAAAAGCAUGUACUGUAAGCAGUGUGAUUUUAACCCUCACAAUAAAGUAAUUGGAUGCAUUUUUUGCUCAUAAAACAUUUGCAAUUAAAUUCAAAAUUUCUUUUACAUAUAUACAAUGUGUAAUUAACUUUAGUAAUCAAACACUUCAACGUAUCCAUAUGACUGUGGGCCACUGGUAGUUGUGCUUAAUACGAAACAGAAAAUGUGAAUUUGAUUAAUAAGCAACAUGCAAUGUUAUUGGUAAAAAUGCUUUAAACCUGCAUUAAAUGAUUCUGACCACGAGGGGGCGGUG